Lethenteron reissneri (Far Eastern brook lamprey) is the source of this 3326-nucleotide messenger RNA. Its product is annotated as frizzled-4-like. Gene Ontology annotation, cellular component: plasma membrane. Gene Ontology annotation, molecular function: Wnt-protein binding; Wnt receptor activity. The record is from RefSeq and is a predicted model, not a curated record. Gene Ontology annotation, biological process: canonical Wnt signaling pathway; non-canonical Wnt signaling pathway. Lineage: Eukaryota; Metazoa; Chordata; Hyperoartia; Petromyzontiformes; Petromyzontidae.
AUCGGUGGAUCUGGAGGGCGAUAGCCUGAGACGCAGCUCCUCCCGCACGACCUGUGUGUGUGUGUUGUCUGUGUGUUGUCUGUGUGAGCCACCACCACCAUCACCACCAUCGCCGCGUCUUCACACCUCAAGAGAACUUGCCAGGGAACGCGUGAGCCUCGCUCGCUUACAAGCGUGCUCGCCACCCACCCCCCACCCCCCCGUUACGCGUGGCCACAGGGUCGGAGCGGCUCACGAAGUUGACUUUCGUGAAAGGAAUUAAACGACACACGUCAGCUGGAGCCCCCGUCGUCGUAGAAAGCCGGACCGCUGCGUUGAUUUUCCACACGCGGACGAUCCGCUUUCGGUUUGGAAGGCCGCAGCGUGCCGAUUUGACGUCGGCGGAUUUGUCGAAAUCGAAGGAGAAAAGGUUUCAGGAAGAACCGGUCACCGCAGUCCGUCGCGACUCAUCUCUGCCCGCGACAUUUGUCAUUCGGCAAGCGAGGGAAGUCCGCGAGAUGCCUGGGCGUUGGCGUGGAGCCGUACGACAUGUCCACGGAGAGGACCACCGUUGAGACUUGCGCGCUUCAGAUCCGGAGCGUUCGCACCCACGCUGGUGGUGGCAGCCUUGGCUGCACGUGAUAACGGAACCGGCGUUCUGUAAUCGGCUCGUUGCACGAUCGUACACCGCCCUCUCCGCGUGCGUGCGACGGUUUAACUGGGCCGUGGUUGUGCUCUCGAGAGAGGUGCACAGCACGGAGCACCCACAGUGGGACAGGUGGCAGCCCGCUGCAAAACUCGAACACAGACCCAGGCGUCUCGCGUCAGCGUGGCGUCAAGAGGGUCCGUGUAUCCGUCACCAGCGGCCGUGCUGAUCCUACUUACACCAAGCACCUGCUGGUGCGGCAGAGGUAGCUGCUGUCAGUGAGUGGCCAUGUUAACGAUAAACCUUAAUAAUAAAAUCAUUCGGGGGAGGGGGGGGGGACACUGAAUAAAGUUGCUACAAUUAGUAUCAGGAUACGGCUCACCAAACUCCAACACUAGCUGAAGAAAUACAGGUCCUACUACGCCAAGUUAAAUUGUCAGACUUAAUGAUUAUCUUUAGCUCUCAAUUGGCUUUGAACAAACGCGGUCGAAUGCGGCGUGACAAACGGAUUUAACUGGAGGGGUUCUGAAGCUCUCUGCUGGGUCUGCCGUGCCUUGAUAAAAACAAAACGUAAAUCAUAACAAGAAGCGUAUAUAUAUUUAUUUCGUAGAAUUUUAUUUUUCUCAUCGAGCCUGCACGAAAGGCCACCGCCGUCGGCUUCAUGAACAGCGCCGCCGAGUGGAAGCCGGCGUUGCCACGCUCGCCCGACGAGCGAUGAAGAGGCGGAGGUCGCCGCUCAGGAUGUCCCUGGCGGCGGCGCACCUAGCCUGGUUCGCGACGGCUCUGCCGCUGCCACUGCUGCUCCUGCUGCUGCCGCUGCUGCUGCCGCCGGUUCGCGUCGCCUGCCAGGACCCGGCAGGCGCCGGCGUGGGCGCCGGGAGGCCCCCAGGGCGGUACGACGCGGCGGCCCUCGGCGGCCUCGGGGUGGCGCGCGCCGAGGACGACGCGCUGGAGCUGUCCUCCGGCGUUGGCGUGCGGCGCUGCGAACCCAUCCGUGCGGCGCUCUGCCAGGGCCUGGGCUACAACGCGACGCGCGUGCCCAACCCCCUGGGGCACGAGAGCCAGGCGGACGCGGAGCUCCAGCUGCAGACGUUCACCCCCCUGGUGCAGUACGGCUGCUCCGCGCAGCUCCAGUUCUUCCUGUGCGCCGUCCACUUCCCGCUGUGCGCCGAGGCCGUGCCGGAGCCGAUCGGGCCGUGCGCCGGCAUGUGCCGAGCGGUGCGCCGCCGCUGCGAGCCCGUGCUCGUCGACUUCCAGUACGCGUGGCCGCCGGCGCUGGCCUGCGACCGCUUCCCCACGCACAACGAGCCCGAGCACAUGUGCAUGGAGGGCCCCGCCGAGGAGGAGGACGUGGAGGGGGGGGAGCAGCGGGGCGACGGCGCCGGCAAGGACGGGACCGCGGGGGCCAAGGGGAACGGCGCCGGCAGGUCGCCCGGCGGCCUGGACUCGGACUCAAGCUGCCACUCGGCUGGGGGCCUGCUGCACCCCGACCGCUUCGUGUUCGUGCAGCGCCUGGGCGCGUGCGUCCCCCGCUGCGCUCCGGCCACGCCGGGUCCCCGCGCCGCCUUCCUCGAAGCGUGGAUGGGCGCGUGGGCCGCGGCGGCGCUGCUCGCGUCCGUCGCGGUUGCCGCCACCUUCCUCAUGGAGCCGGCGCGCUUCCCCUACCCGGAGCGGCCCGUGGGCUUCUUCGCGGCGAGCCACGCGGUGCACGCGGCGGCCUACGUGGCGAGGCUCGCGCUCGGCCACGAGCGGGUGGCGUGCGACGCCGCGGGGAGCGACCUCUUCAUCACGCAGGACGGCCUCAGUAACUCGGCGUGUGCGGGCCUCUUCCUCGCCAUCUUCUACUCCUCCAUGACUGGAGCAGCUUGGUGGACGAUAACAGGCCUCUCCUGGUUCCUGUCGGCGGGCCUCAAGUGGGGCCCCGAGGCCGUGGCUCAGCGAGCCGCGCUCUUCCACGCGGCGGCCUGGGCCCUGCCAGCGCUGCAGGCCGCAGGAGUGCUGGCAGCGCGCGCCGUGCGGGCCGAUGCCCUCACCGGCACCUGCCGGGUCCGCACGGACAGCCUCGGGGUCCUCGCCGGCCUGGUGUUGGCACCGCUGGCCCUGUACCUCAUUGCGGGCGCCGUCUUCAUGGGCGCCAGCAUCGUGUCGCUGACGCGCAUCCGCGCCGAGCUGCGGCGCGACGGGCGCAAGCAGGAGAAGCACGAGCGCCUCACGGGCAAGCUGAGCGCCUUCGCCGUGCUCUCGGGCGCGCUGCAGGCCGCCUGGCUCGCCUGCCUCGCCCGCGACCUGCUGCUGCCCCCGGGCGACCUCCACUUCGGUGGCGCGGAGGGGGAGGAGGAGGACGAGGAGGAGCGGGAAGAGGUGGUGGCGGCCGUGGCGCUGGCGUGCCUGCGAAUCGCGGCGUCGCUCUUGCCGGCCGUCGUCUCUGUGCUGUGGGUGUCGUCGGGCAAGACGGCGCGCGCGUGGGGACGCUGCCUGGCGGCCGCCGCCGCCAUCCCGCAGGGCCGCGGCGGGAGGGGCCUAGCGGCGAGGGACGGGUGGGUGAAGCCCGGCGCGGGGGAGACCGCCGUGUGAUGCCCGCCCGCCCGCCCGCUCGUCCGCUAGGACGGUCCCGCCAGAGCGAGAGGAUGUGCCGCGACGAAGCGCGGGUGACGCGGCGACCCGCUCGGUCGCCCUUCAAGCUUUGCACUGAUUCCGGACG